This is a messenger RNA of Platichthys flesus (European flounder), 1596 nucleotides long. It is a transcript of the gene smpdl3b, whose product is annotated as sphingomyelin phosphodiesterase acid like 3B. The transcript has 8 exons. Gene Ontology annotation, biological process: sphingomyelin catabolic process. Bases 47 to 1462 code for a protein of 471 amino acids. NCBI's taxonomy places the organism in Eukaryota, Metazoa, Chordata, Actinopteri, Pleuronectiformes, Pleuronectidae. Gene Ontology annotation, molecular function: sphingomyelin phosphodiesterase activity. The record is from RefSeq and is a predicted model, not a curated record.
CCCUUUUAUAGACUUACCUCUCAAACCUGUCCUAAACCUCCGCCGGAUGUUUGCUUUCUUCAAAGAGCUCAACAUGUCCGUUGUGAAGCUGCUCCUUUCUUAUCUGCUGUUCAAAGAGGCUCAUGCACUGUCAGGGAACUUCUGGCACAUCACCGAUCUGCAUUGGGACGACACAUUCAACCUCAGCGAUGACCCUGAACUUGUGUGCAACUCAAGCGGCAGACGACCCGCAACCAAUGCUGGGAAGUAUGGAGACUAUGUUUGUGACUCACCGCUGCAUCUUAUCAUCUCCUCUGUGAAUGCCAUGAAGGAUAUUCUACCAGACCCGGAUUUCAUCGUGUGGACAGGAGAUAACACACCACAUGUACCUGAUAAGGACAUGGGUGAGGAGAGAGUGCUCUACAUUAUGAGCAACCUCACUCAGAUCAUAAAACAGGUCUUUCCACUUCUUCGUUCCUUAGACACUAAAGUGUACACCGCCCUGGGAAACCAUGACUACCACCAAAAGAACCAGCUUCCCACGUUCUCUAACAACAUCUACAACCAGACAGCAGAAAUGUGGAAGGACUGGUUGGAUCCUGAAUCCCAAGAAACAUUUAGAAAAGGUGGAUUUUACACAGAAAAGUUGCUGAGUCGAACAGGGUUCAGGAUGCUGGUCCUCAACACUAACCUCUAUUAUGACCAGAACAGGGAGACCCUGGGUAUGGACGAUCCAGCGGGCCAGCUCCACUGGGCUGACCGUGUUCUUACAGAGGCCGCCAACAACAAAGAGAAGGUGUACAUCAUUGGUCACGUCCCCCCAGGCUUCUUUGAGAAGAAGAGAUCCAAGCCCUGGUUCAGGUCUGAGUUCAACCAGGAAUACUUGGAUUUAAUCCAGAGGCAUCAUUCUGUCAUUCUCGGGCAGUUCUUCGGCCAUCACCACACCGAUAGUUUUCGCAUGUUCUACAGCCCAGAGGAGCCACGCUCUCCUAUAAGUGCCAUGUUCCUCAGCCCAGGGGUCACACCGUGGAAAACAACCCUCCCUGGAGUCGAGGAUGGAGCCAACAACCCUGGGAUUCGGGUCUUCGAAUAUGACACUGAAACACUCCUGGUCAAAGAUGUGGUGACUUAUUAUCUGAAUCUGACCCGCGCUAAUGGAGCCCGUGGGCGCUGGGAGAAAGAGUACCGCCUCACAGAGAGUUUCAGAGUGCCAGACGCCUCCCCAGCUUCCAUGCACCAGGUCCUGGAGCGCAUCGCUAACAGCAAGUGCUACCUGCAGAAGUACUACGAGUUCAACUCUGUCAGCUAUGACCUGACCGAGUGCGACAGCGACUGCCGCAUUGACCACGUUUGCGCGGCCAGAGAGGUGGACUUUGAGAAGUACAACAACUGCCUGAAAGCAGAAGGUUCCGCUGCUAUUCACGGGUGUGGUUUCCUUCCGCUCAUCUCUGUGGCUGUAAGUUUGGUGUUGGCCUUUCGGUAAUGAAGAGUGUCAUCAACAUCUAUCGCAGAGGAUGUUUAAAAUAUACAAUUUAUCCCUCAAGAUGUUAUUGGAUCAGAAACAACUGAAAUUCAAGAUCAAAAGUUGUAUAUAUUGUGGCCAUGGACAUUUUUUUU